UCGGCCGAAUCAUCAUUUUUAACGUCCGAUAUUUUAUGGCAACGCUUGCGUCAAAUCCGGGAGAAAAGCAUUUAAUGAGCGCUCCGUUAAAUGAGUCGUCGGCGAAGACAAAGCCCGUCUGUCACACGUGUCUUAUGAACACAUAUACCACAGACAAGAAUAAGACAUGUCUGGUGUCUGACAUCGAGUUUAGUGAAGGCGCCAAACAUUACAUCUUAAACUGUUUGGGACCUCAUAUUCCGCGAUCGGAGAUCAGGAGUACUGCCGACGACCGCCUCCUCUAUACACUCAAAGAGAAUAAACAAUUGAAGAAUAAAACUAAAGGCCUAUCGCUUCCCAAAAGAAUUUUAAUGAAGGUUCCGGUGGGAGGCUAUGAGAUCGAUGUAAUGCUUUAUGUGCCGCACGAUUUCGAUAGCAAAUCAAAGCAAAAAUAUCCAUUAGUUUUCAACGUUUACGGCGGACCCGGCAUGCCCUAUAUCGAUUCUAAGUCCAUAGCCAUAUGGGGCUGGUCUUAUGGAGGAUAUGUGGCCACAAAGGCAUUAGAAAACGAUUACAACGACACUGUAUUCAGCUGUGGUGUAGCUGUGGCUCCGGUGUCUGAUUGGAUGUAUUAU
Messenger RNA from Medioppia subpectinata, 614 nucleotides. The record is from the annotation of a GenBank genome assembly. Lineage: Eukaryota; Metazoa; Arthropoda; Arachnida; Sarcoptiformes; Oppiidae.